This is a messenger RNA of Zychaea mexicana, 1072 nucleotides long. RefSeq lists its product as uncharacterized. The coding region runs from base 82 to 924 and encodes 280 amino acids. The transcript is spliced from 2 exons. The record is from RefSeq and is a predicted model, not a curated record. NCBI's taxonomy places the organism in Eukaryota, Fungi, Mucoromycota, Mucoromycetes, Mucorales, Lichtheimiaceae. Gene Ontology annotation, cellular component: nucleus.
CUUUUUCAGUUCCCUUUCUCUUCGUAACUUUUGCUUUUGCACCCUAUAAUACCAUAAAUUAGCCCCUCUCCCAUUCAUACAAUGAGCGACGACAGCGAAUCCUAUCUGUACCAAUUGGAGCAAGUUGAACUUGCAUUAUCCAAAGAUCCAGAAAACGAAGAAUUUAAAAAAUUGCAACAAGAUCUGAAAGAGCUGAUUGCAUUGACGCAACAACUUGAGCAGCAACAAAAGAAAUCGACAACACAGAGUCCAAAAACACCGAUUUCUCCACAGUCGUCAUCUCAACAAGGACUUGAGAAAAAACAAGGAGGGAAGAGCACAGUUACAGUGUCACCGACACCCGUGUUAAAGACCCAUCAAUUCUCAGUAGGUCAAGAUGUCAUGGCACGAUGGUCGGGCGAUGGACAGUUUUAUCGAGCGACGAUUACAGCGAUCGGUGGAGCGGAUCAAGUAUUUUCAGUGUCCUUUCGAGGAUAUGCAGAGACCGAAAUGGUAAAGGCAGAGGACGUGAAGGCACUGGACAGCAAGAAGCGACAAGGUAUUUUUGAAGGCGUUGGGUCAUCUAGUACUGCUGCAGCAGCAGCAGCAGCAGCAGCAGAGGAGGAAUUACAAGAGCAGCAACAGCAAGAGCAGCAAGAACAACCACCGGCGAAAAGGGGCAGAAAGGACAAGUCGCAGCAGAAGAAAAAGGUGUCAGAGGUGGAGGUCAAGAAGAACGCGUGGCUUAAUUUUGCGUCAGGAGCCGAUGGCAAAAAGAAGAAAAAGAGAAUGGCAGCAACGCCAAUCAACAAGAAGAGCAUCUUCAAGACGCCAGAUAAUCCCGAAGGCAAAGUGGGCGUCGUUGGCAGUGGUCGCGGCAUGACGUCGUUCCAACAAAGAGGCAAGCAUUUGUAUAGUGAAAAUAAGCAUGAUGAAGAGGACUGAUCGAUCUGCCUUACCCAGCAGCAGCAGCAGCAGCAGCAGCACGUUACUCUAAGAAAAGAUAUGCCACUACUACUACUACUACCACUACUACCAUGGUCCGUGAUGAUUGCGUCGUAACACAAACAUUCUGUCCUGCACCCCCUCCCAC